UGAAAAACAAAGUCCACAAAAUUAUUUAAAAAUCACAAUUUAACUUCAAUAUCCCUUCUUAAGCUGUAUUUGUGAACUUUUCCCUAAAUUACAUAAACUUUUCCAAUUAUUAAUUGUCCCCUUGCUCGUGCUCCUAUCCCGCGCGUUUUCGAGUUUGGCUUGACAGCGCUGGCAGGCCGAACGGUGUUUGUUUACGGCAAUUUCACAAUCUUUGUUUGUCUCCGGCUGGACACCGCACAGGACGCCAAUGCAAAAUGAGCGAGCCGAACGACUCCUCCUCGAAGCAGGAACACCUGUCCGAUUACCAGCGCCGGCGUAUUGAGGAAAAUCGUCAGAAGGCAAUCAAUCUGCGGCAGGCCCGCCUGCUAACUCACCCGUACAACAGCUCGGACCGCAAGCAGCCGACGGAAACGGCCGUUUCGGUGAACAAUGUGAUCAAAGUGUCCGGUACGAAGUACGUGGACAGUGGCGGCGGUUUCCUGAUCGAACAGCGCACCAAUCCGACCGAGGAAGAGGCGAAGCAACAGGAGGAACCGGUGCCGGAGUCGGACGCCGUGCCCGUGCCCAUCGAGUACGAUGAGUGUCUGGAGUGUGGGGACCGGUUUGCCGAUUCCUAUCUGCUGACCACGUUCGACUAUUCCGUGUGCGAUGCGUGCCGUGAGCCGGAAGGGCAGCACUCGCUAAUCACGCGCACCGAGGCUAAGCAGGAGUAUCUGCUGAAAGAUUGCGAUCUGGACCGGCGCGAGCCCGUGCUGAAGUUCAUCAGUCGCAAGAACCCGCACAACGUGCGGUGGGGCGAGAUGAAGCUGUACCUUCACCUGCAGAUAGAAAAGCGCGCGCUGGAGGUGUGGGGCAGCGAGGAAAAGCUGAUGCGCGAGAAGGAGGAGCGCGAGGAGAAGCGCGAAGUGGCGAAGGUGAAAAAGUACAACAAACGGUUGAAGGAGCUGCGCAUGGACGUGCGAAGCAGUCUGUACGACAAGACGGUUCAGGCGCACGUACAUUCCUACGGCGAUUCGGAGGUGUACAACGAGGCGGACGAUACGUACACGCGCUCCUGCGAGACCUGCGGACAUUCGGAGACGUACGAGAAAAUGUAAAGGCUUUCCUUGCCGUUCUUCUUCCUAGCAUGCUAAGGCCAACACACUCUCUUUCUCUAGGCAUUUACGCUGAUUUUUGUAUUAUGUGUGUUUCUUUUUUGUAUAAUUAUCAUUAAAACAGAUAAUUUUAGCUCCACAAGAGAGGAAGCUGAAGUUAACGGAA
Molecule: messenger RNA, 1260 nt
Organism: Anopheles merus
Lineage: Eukaryota; Metazoa; Arthropoda; Insecta; Diptera; Culicidae
Gene: Xpac
Product: DNA repair protein complementing XP-A cells homolog
Exons: 1
Coding region: 255-1097 (280 amino acids)
Biological process (GO): base-excision repair; nucleotide-excision repair involved in interstrand cross-link repair; nucleotide-excision repair, DNA damage recognition
Cellular component (GO): nucleotide-excision repair factor 1 complex
Molecular function (GO): damaged DNA binding
Source: RefSeq, a predicted model, not a curated record